This is a messenger RNA of Haliotis rufescens (red abalone), 4856 nucleotides long. Its product is annotated as LON peptidase N-terminal domain and RING finger protein 1-like. The transcript has 11 exons. The record is from RefSeq and is a predicted model, not a curated record. NCBI's taxonomy places the organism in Eukaryota, Metazoa, Mollusca, Gastropoda, Lepetellida, Haliotidae. Gene Ontology annotation, molecular function: protein binding. Bases 88 to 2391 code for a protein of 767 amino acids.
ACCACGUGAUCCUUAUAUAACACUGUCAGUCGGUGUUUUGUAACAGCGCCUGUACGCCUGGUAGGCAAACACUCUCAGGAACAGAACAUGGUGGAUUUAGCGAGACAAGCUUUCAGUACGAACAAUUUUGGACUAGCUGCUGAAAUAUUUGAGAGAACAAUCAAGGAAAAUGGUCCUAAAAUGGACUUAUAUCUCGGCCUAGCUGACAGCUUCGCCAGAGGAGGCCAGUUUCAGAAAGCAUUUGAAGCAUACUCACACGCAUUUCGAUUUGGAAAAGUGAAGCCCGAAAAGUUAAAACAUUUGGUGACAGGGCUGAUUGAAAGUGUGAAACAGGAUACAGCGAAUGAGAAUAUGAACAAAAAGUGUAUGUUCACGUGUUGGGUUUGUAGAAGCUUACUGUCUGACCCUGUGACGAUACCCUGUGGUCAUACAUUUUGCCGAAAGUGUUUAAUGAAAGAUUCUUCAAAGGCGUGUCGGAUAUGUGGAGUUGUGCAUUAUACACUGAAGGUGGCCAAUCUGAAGUCGAAUAUACUUUUGACCCAUGUGAUAGAAAAGUGGUUUGUUGAUGAGUGUGAGGCAAAUAGGUUGAAAUCGAAGGGCAAUACUUACUUCGAAUUGAGGGAUUUUCCAAACGCUAUUAUUUAUUACAGUAAAGCAAUUGAACUUGUUCCAAAGGACCAUUUACUGCUGAGCAACCGUUGCUAUGCCUACUUCCUAUUGGACGAUGCUGCUGAGGCCUUGCAGGAUGCAGAUAAUGUCAUCCGACUCAGGCCGGACUGGCCCAAGGGGUAUUUUCGUCGAGGUUGUGCUUUGUAUGGAUUAAAACGGUAUGAAGAUGCUGUGGUGUCCUUCCUUCAGUGCCUGGCCUUAGAUACAACAGUUGCCUCUGCCAAAGACUAUCUAUGCAAGAUCUUGCACAGGAUUUUGUCACAUCUGCCACCAGAUGACCCAAAGAGCCUUGUGCGUCAACAGUACGUGAAUCCAAGUGUUCUACAAAACCUAAUAUCCAGCAACUUCAACACAGCACAGCUCUUCCCCAACCUCAACGUAUCCACCAUACAUCACCUCCGGAGCAUCAUCAGUGAAACCAUCACAACAGCCGAGAACUUCAGCGUGGCGUCUGAACCUUCACCUUCAGCUGCACAGGCUGACUGCUGUGACGGGGACGGUCCCUAUGACUUCACUACGGGUAGAGAAGUGACUCACACAGUGAUGCGAUGUCGUUCCGCUCCAUCCUCCCGGGGCUCAUCCCCACUGGCGAUGCGAGACUUGAGCAUCCAGUCUGUGGCCAAUGGCAGCCUUCCAGAUGUAUCCAUGACAACAUGCUCAAGGAAACGGUCUCGCAAUGUGUCUGGGCAGUGUCCAUCGAGUCCUACACGGUCCUCCGAGCUCAAGUAUAUGAGACCGGACACCCUACCAACUGCUUCCAGCUACAGCGAUGCUAAGAACAUCCCCCAAGAACUGCUGACUGUGGAUGACUUUGAGUGUGGCUUGUGCUACCGGCUGUUCUAUGUGCCGGUCACCACGCCAUGCGGCCACGUGUUCUGUCGCCAGUGUCUUGAGCGAUGCCUAGAUCACACCACCAACUGCCCUCUGUGUAAAAGUUCUCUAGUUGAGUACCUGGCAGAGAGGAGACAGGCUGUGACGGAAUCGGUGCAAGCCAUCCUGGAAACAUACUUUGCCCAGGAGUACGAGGAAAGAAAAAAAACACAUGAGGAGGAGAUGCUUGAGCUCACAAGGAUGGGAAGCGAUGAAAAGCACGAGAUUCCUGUGUUUGUGUGCACACUGUCCUUUCCCACAAUCCCCUGCCCUCUCCACAUCUUCGAGCCACGGUACCGUCUGAUGAUCCGACAGUGCAUGGAGUCAGGCACGAGGCAGUUCGGCAUGUGUGUGGCUCUGGGAGAUGACGAGAACAACUUCUCUGAUGUUGGCACGAUGUUGGAGAUUCGUGAUGUUCAGUUUUUCCCUGAUGGGCGUUCCCUGCUCGACACAAUUGGAGGCCGAAGGUUCAAGGUGCUCGAACGUGGGCACCGAGAUGGCUACAACACAGCCAAAGUGGAGUUCCUCUCCGAUAGGAAGGUGGAAGGAGAGCAACUCACAGAACUACAACAGCUGGAAGAAGAAAUGUACACACUAUCCAAGGGUUGGUUCGACGACCUCCCAAGUAUGCACAAGCAGAGGAUAGUCAAACACUUCGGAACCAUCCCCCCCAAAGAUCCUGACCCACAGGCUUCCCCGAAUGGCCCUAGCUGGCACUGGUGGGUUGUGGCCGUCCUACCUCUCGACCCACGCGUCCAAAUGGCAUUGGUUUCCAUGGUUUCAUUCAGGGAACGUUUGCUUGCAAUUAAGCGUGUUUUAACAUACCUCAAGAAGAAAGUGGCAAAUGACUGACUGGGGCACCUGGCAAUGUUUCUUGAACAUCCUUUGUAUAUUUUUGUAUCAUUAUCUCUGAUGCUCCUAUCUAUUGCAGUAGGGUUGUCUUAAUUAUUGCUAUGACAACCUGCAUAUGACUCAUGGUGAAAUGUACGGAACAAAUCUGCAGACAAAUACAGUGAUAUAUUUAGCAUCAUGGAAGUAGCCCGAUUGGGCCAACGAGAAAGAAGUUUGUGUGAUAUUACAGAGAUUGGUGCAGGACUUUUAUGACUGCAUAGUCAGAAGUAACUCAGGUACAACUGGAUAGUCUACCUGAGAACGCUGAUUGGGCAGAACAGUGGAUUCUCUUCGUAUGUGGUGAGAAGAUACAUUUACACACUCUUGCCUGUUCAGCGUCGUGCUUGAGAGGUGGAACUACUAUGUGUCAACAGCCAACUGUUUGUGAAUCGCUAUACAGACUUUCAUUCCGACAAAUCAAAAACAAAUGGAAGUCUGUAAUUCACUUUUACUGAAGCACAAGAGACCUGUCACUCAUUGUUUUGUUUUUUCGCUUUGUCAUGUUUAUAUUGGAACGGAAUAUUCAGCUGUUAUUAUUGUUGAUCUCAGCAUGUAUUUAUUUAGUUAUUCAACAUCACUGCUGUAACUAUGGUAACAAGAAAUGUGACUUGCACAAAAUCAUGUAUUUCUUUUCUCAAAUCUCACUAAAAGCAUCUUUCUCUAACAUGUUGUAAAAUUCUUCCAUGGAAGAUCGAGUCAGGUGAGCGCUGAGAAUCUACAUGAAGGAUUUGGGGUUAUUGUGCCGGUUAGAUAUCGGCUUCUUAGAAUGAUUCGGGUACAUUUCUUUACCACAUCGAUUUGGAAAUUUUUGAUUUUAACAAAAGAAAAUCAACACAGAACAAACAUUUCUUUGAUGGUACUCCCUUUUGAGUAAAACAAAUCCACAACAAUGUAAUGACACUGCUUUUAUUAUUUACAUUUGGCACUAGACAUUUAAGUUCAGUUUCAAUAUGUAGAGGUCACAUGCUACUUUGAAUGCUUCACUCAGUGGUUCUGAGAAACUAGGAGCUUCAACGUUACACCACAUCUUAUAUCAGGUCUUCAGGUGCGGAUGUAUGGUUGGGAGUAUAUGGACUGACUUAUUUUAGAUCGAUACCUUUGUUCGCAGAUUGACCACAAAGGCCAUGUUUGUAAUUUAAUUCAAAUACACUCAAACCCAUCCCAACCCUUUACAGGUAUAUACAUAAAACUUUACCAGGGCAGGAUUAGAUUUUAACGGAAGCUUUAUUAGGCAUGGAAAUAGUCUUCCUCUAUUUCUCUAGGGCUCGCAUUUUGGUAAACCUACACAAAUUACCAACCCUUGAUUUUCAGUUACAUUUUACCGACCAAUCAAAUGUCGACAUAGGGGAAAGGGCAAGGGAGGUAACUUGUAUUACCUAGAAACCAAAGCCACUGCCAGUUUUAAUGGACAUAAAGACAUCAUUUCCAUCGCAAAGAUGUUUUCGGGCUUUCUUUUGUGUGUCAGUCAGUUUUUAAAUAUUUCAUUUCUCGCUGACUGUUAUAAUAAAUGGGUCUGACCAACUCAACAUUGAGGCUGUUUUGUAACUCUGAGUGCAUUCUGAUUGGUAGUUGACCUAGUAGCAAGGGCAGAUAUUUGAGAUUGAGAGAACCACUGGAACGGAUCAAGGGGUUAGUGUAGGUUUUACCGAAAUAUCCCAGCCCUGGAGAUUUUGAGGAUGGGAAAUAGUCAGUUGGGGUGGAAUGAUCCAUGAUAAAUACAUACCGGGUACAUUUUUGUAUGUAUGAAACAAAUCAUAUUGAUAACCGUAUUCGACCUAAUAAGUGCCCUGCUUUAAUAAGCGCCCACAGCGAUAUUUGUUAAUAUACUGGCUUGUGAACAAUCCUAAUUAGCACCCCUUCCGACUGAUAAAUGUACACAAGGCUAUUUAUUCGUGCAUAAUAUGUUUGUUAUAUGCACCCUUAAUUAUGGGCAAUUAAAUUCUGGAAAAAUAUAUCUGUCGUUUAUAAACAUUUCAUCAUCAACCACGAAAUUUACGCUCUUUGAACUCUUUUGUUUUUUCACCCAAAUAAUAUUCUAAUAAGAGCCCCCUAUUUCUAAUUUUGAGAGCGCCCUGGGUGCUUAUUAUGUCGAAUACGGUUACUGUUGUUGUAUUGUAUUGAGACUUCAUGUAUCAUGCCAGCUUGAGUUGACCCAGAUGAACAUUUGCCAGCAUCACCUUGUUUUGUUGACUGGAAACUGGUACGGUGUGAACUGGUGUAACUUCAUUUAAAGACAAUGAAAGAAUUGGAAUAAGGUUUGAAUUGAUUGUGUUUUAUGUGAUAUUAAACUAAUCAACAGGGCUAGUGACCUUCUACAUUCCACUAGCCCUUUAAAGCCUUUACUGGCUCGAAAGCAUUAUUUUCUAACGCUGGGGAUUGAGGUUAAGACAUGUAACGGGAAUGAAUAAAGAUGCAUUAUGAAAGAA